AUGACGGUGGCGAGUGGCAGGCACAGAGUGGUCUACCGGCUGGUGGGCGGGGUGUAUCUGAUGCUGGUAGCAGCGCCGCAGACCAACGUGCUCUGGCUUCUUGAGCUCGUCUCUGCCUGCGUCCGCAUCCUCAUCGCUGUUUCGCGCGGCGUUGAAGUUACACCCGACAAGCUUGCACGGCGCUACCCAGAGCUGUACCUGGCGCUGUCUGGAGUCCUGACCAGCGGCGGCAGCGAGGUGCUGUCUGCCUUGGCAGCUGCAGAGGCCGACCUUGCCUCCAUUGGCCCCGAUGCAGCCAAGAGCAAGGCGGGUGUCAUGGGCCGUCUGGGCCUCAGCGCAUCGUCGAGCCGCGUGAAGGGCAGCGGCCCGACACUGACAGAUGAGGUGGAGGACUUGUCCAAGGUCUCCUUCGCUUUCCCUCCAGACGCGCUGCAGACAUCACCAGACAAGGCGCGGGCGGCGGCCGGGUCACCGGCUGGGAGGUCGCCAGAACAGGCUGCAGUAAGGUCAUCCCCUGCUGCAGCGGCUGGGCACCCCUUUGCAGCCUCCGCCGCCGCGGCCGACCGCUCUGUUCUGGCCGGCACUGGCCUUGAAGACCUGUUUGACCCCAGCCCAACAGAUGUGGGCCCUGCUGGCGUCGACCCAUCGGAUCCCUUUGGAGACGCAGGCUUGGCCUUUAAGGAGGGGGAUACGGAUGCUGCGGCAGACAACCCCUGGGCCGACUUUGACACCCCCCAGUCGGAGGCAUUCCCUCCAGAGACCCCCCUGUUUGGGCACCCGCUCUCCGCCGCCCAGCAGCCCUUCGGGACGGCCACUCCAGGCGUGCACCCUUGGCACGACCCCUGGGCGACGCUCAGGGGAGGUAAAUCGCCGGUCAAACCGGCCGCCAGCGCCGCGGCGGCUUUUGCGCAGCCGCCGCCGUGGACCAACUUUGAGGGCGCGGCCGCCGCUGCCAUGGCCGCUGACGGCCCUGCCACUGCUGCCCUUGCAGCUGCGGAGACCACAAAAGAUCCGCCAAGGGAGGUGACUCAGGAAGACCUGGAGAGCAUCGACAGGGGCUGGGCUGUGGAGCUGGUGGAGCGCUGGCGAGGGUCCUUCGUGGGUGGCAAACUUGUCAGGGCAGGCGCAGUUGGGGAGGUGUGGAGCUACCAGCAGCUGGCGCACUUGCGCGCGCAGGUGUUCUUCAAGUGCCACCUGUUCAGGAAGUCUGCCAUGGACCAGCGACUAAUCCGGUCAGCGCUGACAUCAGCAAAAUUCCUGCACGCAUCAGCAACGGGGGACUACGGCACCUACACUGGCUCUUUUGAGCGCAUCCCUUCCAACAGCCAGGUGCCAUUCUUGACAUAUCGGCUACCGGCAUUGGCAUGCGCGCCGCCACUGUUACUACGCCUGACAGCACAGCAUGGAGCCAAGGGCACGCUGCUGUGCGUCGAGAUUGUGGCCUCCCCAAACCUGCCCGGCCAGCUAUCCGCCGUCAAGCUGGCCCUCAACGUUCCCUCUGUCCUUGGUGCCCCCUCCAAGGCAAAGCCGAGGGGUGCGUGGGUGCCGGACAAGAAGCAGUUCAGGUGGGAGCUGAGCGACAUGUCUCCAGGGGCGAGCCUGGUCGCGCGCGUGGCAUUUCCUCCGGUGUCAGAACACGCCGACAUUGCCCAGGGCGGCAAGGCAUGCAUCCUUCAAGCUUUCAAUGCAGUGGUGACCUUCAGUGGACCAGAGGAGGAGAGCCUGUCAGGCAUAGCGCUGGAAAGCGGAUCAGACUUGGAUCGGCUCACAGACUCCUUCAGCAUCCUGCAUGGCCAGGCCACAGCCACCUUCGAGUAG
This is a messenger RNA of Coccomyxa subellipsoidea C-169, 1818 nucleotides long. RefSeq lists its product as hypothetical. The record is from RefSeq and is a predicted model, not a curated record. Bases 1 to 1818 code for a protein of 605 amino acids. NCBI's taxonomy places the organism in Eukaryota, Viridiplantae, Chlorophyta, Trebouxiophyceae, Coccomyxaceae. The transcript has 12 exons.